AUGUAUGAAUCCGAUCAAUUCCGCGAGGUAUUAAAUACCGAUAUCAGAACUCCCAUCCCGCAGGCACUCGUAGCCCGGAUCACAUCCCUGCCACCAUUUAUCCCUAUACAAGGUGUCACCAACUUUCGCGAUGUAAGCCAUGAUGGCAACAGGCUACGCCCGGGAUUUGUUUAUCGGUCUGGAAACUUGUCCGACAUCUGGGGACCGGGGAAAUCGGUCAUCGCAACCCAAUUGGGAAUCACCACUAUCUUCGACCUCCGGAAUGAAGCCGAGCGACGAAAAGCCCCGGCACCUUCUAUCACGGGAGUCGAGACGAUAUGGGUACCUUACGGAGCUCAACCGGCGACUUUAAAUCUCCGCGAUUUUGCGGGCCCGGACAAGGGCGCUGCAGGGUUUGUGAAGAUGUACUUCGGGGUCCUUGAAGCGGCUGCCCCAUGUUUCACUGAGGUAUUCAAACAUAUCAGAGAUAACCCGGACGAUCCGUUUAUUGUUCAUUGCUCCGCUGGGAAAGAUCGCACAGGUGUCUUCGCCGCUCUUAUCCUCCUCUUGAUCAAUCGACCUCAUGACGACAUUAUCAACGAUUACAUCCUCACUCGAGUUGUACUGGAAAGCGCCCGGGAGAACCUCAUGCAAGCAUUUGCGGUAAAUUCGGGAGGCGGUGGAGUCGACGUGAGUCAGUUGACUCCCGAGGGACUGGGUAUGCUCGAACUGUGUGGUGUUCGAGCUACUUCCAUAGAGGCUUUCCUGGUAUCAUUUGAGAGCACUUAUAAAAAUGGCGCUGAGGGAUAUCUCAUUGAUGGGCUUGGAUUUACACAGAGUGAUGUAUCGAUAAUGCGCAAGAACCUGACAGCGGAUCAACUGCAGACAUCUGUACAAAUAUAA
Penicillium hordei is the source of this 882-nucleotide messenger RNA. RefSeq names its product tyrosine-protein phosphatase. Gene Ontology annotation, molecular function: phosphoprotein phosphatase activity. The coding region runs from base 1 to 882 and encodes 293 amino acids. The transcript has 2 exons. The record is from RefSeq and is a predicted model, not a curated record. Gene Ontology annotation, biological process: dephosphorylation. Lineage: Eukaryota; Fungi; Ascomycota; Eurotiomycetes; Eurotiales; Aspergillaceae.